Molecule: messenger RNA, 3435 nt
Organism: Bufo gargarizans (Asiatic toad)
Lineage: Eukaryota; Metazoa; Chordata; Amphibia; Anura; Bufonidae
Gene: MYLK3
Product: myosin light chain kinase 3
Exons: 13
Coding region: 612-2942 (776 amino acids)
Biological process (GO): positive regulation of apoptotic process; intracellular signal transduction; protein phosphorylation
Cellular component (GO): cytoplasm; nucleus
Molecular function (GO): protein serine/threonine kinase activity; ATP binding
Source: RefSeq, a predicted model, not a curated record
AGCAGAGCGGGGUCUCUCGUCACAUUCCCUUCCCGAAGAGAAGGUUAUACAUGAACCGGGUAUACUUGUCAUUGUUGUCUAUUUAUAGACACAAGUCACAGCCGAAUCUUUCAGCUUUGUCAUUCUCCAAAUGUGCCGUGGACUGUUACUGUUCUUACUUCUUACUAAAACACUAAAACUUUCAGGUUGUUCUCCUGGUCCUCGAACAACUUUCUAUUCCACGAGUUCCUCUCCUAUUAAAGUUUGAUAUAGGUUGGGUUAUGAUGCUCCGUUGUCGUCCCUCUUGCAUUGUCAGGCAGCAACCCUGCCGAAUCUUAACGUGCUUAUCCAUCACCACCCUCUCAGGAAAGAAUUUAAAAUGUCCCUGUGACGUCAAAGGACCCCCGAAAAAAAAGUUCAGUGGCCAAGUUUAGACAGUUGUUUCGAGGCCUCACAAUGCGAGGGCAGAUAGCACCGGUUAAAUCUGUUAGCACACAAGGAAUUUGACGCCCAUUCGCCCAUCUAAAGUUACCGCUGUAUAAACCUAAAUCCUCCUCGUAGAUGAUAAAUUAGGAGAAGGAUUACCAGGGGACAACUAGAUUAAGAGUGUUUGUCCAAGCCAUAACAGAAAAAUGAGCAAACAGGAUUCAAUAGCAACUUGCUUGGCCAAAAUGUACGAGAGCAAAUUCGACCAUUCUACAGAGCCCGGAAAAUCCCCGGUGAAGUCUCCCAGAGGAGUCAAUUCCAUGGAUCGGAAACUGAGUCUUCUCAACGAGAAGAUGGAUAAACUCUUGAACUUUCAGGAAAGUGUCAUGGGAAAAUUGGAGAUAGUUCAUCACACGAUGGACGUGCUGGAAAAAGGAAUGGAUAGAUUAUCAAUUUCUCAAGGACCUUAUCUAAGGAAGGUGGAAGGACAAGGUACUACCAGAGAAGGCAACGAGCAAGUCAAGGAGCAAGGUGGCUUCAACGAGUUAAUCUAUUUACUUAAAGUGCUGCAUAUGGAUUCUGUCAUCCAACAAGAAAAGCUUGACGGUCUUCAAAAAGUGGUUUCCACCAUUGAUAAGGUGGUGGAGUUUGUAGGGAACACGCUGAGAAACUCAAAAAUUGUGGACUUCAUUCUGAAAGGUACAGUGCCUUGGAGAAAAGAGACACAUGAAAAGGCUAAAGAAAAAUCUGAAGAAAAAGAGACAAAAGCAAAGCAUGUGCUCCCCAACAGAGACUCCCAGGCUGAGAUGCAGUGGGCCACUACAGGUGCCCAUCAAAGCAACCCAUUGGCAGACAAUAAGAUCCCUCUAAAGACAUCUCACUGCAGCAGCCCUCAGAACAAAGUGGACUGCUCGGGUGGACAACCUCUUCUAGAUACAGUCCGAUGUCCAGAAACAUCUCCUACACCCAAACCAUGGGCUCAGAAAGUGGCAGGCGAAAAGCCUCAAGAGAAAAACGUUCACGUCGACUCAAGUGUCCCUCACAGUCAAUGUUCCCAGGAUAAGAAGCUUGAGGAGCACAAGAAGAUACCAGAAGAACCUGGGGGGGAUCAAAGUGCCCUCAGUAGGACACCAGUAUCCUUGAUAUCUCUUCCUUGUAUAGAAAUUCAGCUUCCAAGGGAAUCUUCUCAAAUUCAAGUGGAAGAAGAACAGGUCCUCUGCCCAGGAAUCAAGACUAAUGCACACACAGAACAGAUGAGCAGGCAGGAACUGGCAUCUCAUGGGGCAGCAGUCACCGGGAAGGACAAGCCGCUGCCCUCUGCCACCAAGAGUCCAGCAAAGAACAAAGGAGGAGAAGACGUAAGAAGUGAUGUUAAAGAAACCCUCCAAGGAGGGAAAAGUGGGAUGAAGCACCAAGAAGGAGUCCCGAAGGACGGUGAUGCCACCCAGAUGAGGGAUCAGGCCCAGGCGUCCAGCUCUCCAGGAGAUGCCACCAAAGUGCCAGAAGCCUCUUCCCUACAUGUAAUUGAUGACUGUCCGCCCCCUCCUGCACCGUUCAACCACCGAAUAGUGAGCAUCAAGCAAGCCAUCUUAUCGUCCUGCUACACCGUGUGCCAGCAUGAGGUCCUGGGAGGGGGGCGCUUUGGACAAGUUCACAAGUGUGUGGAAAUCUCAUCCGGGCUCCGACUGGCUGCAAAAAUCAUCAAGGUGAAAGCGCCCAAAGACAGGGACGAGGUGAAGAACGAAAUUAACGUGAUGAAUCAGUUAAAUCACGUCAACCUGAUCCAGUUAUACGACGCCUUCGAGUGCAAGAACGACCUGACCUUAAUCAUGGAGUAUCUGGACGGAGGGGAAUUAUUUGACAGGAUCACGGAUGAAAGUUACCACCUCACAGAGCUGGACGCCAUCAUGUUCACCAAACAGAUCUGCGAAGGGAUUUACUACGUGCACCAACAGUACAUUCUACAUCUGGACCUCAAGCCGGAGAAUAUUCUCUGCGUCAGUCGCACCGGGAACCAGAUAAAGAUUAUAGACUUUGGGCUGGCCAGGAGGUACAAGCCACGUGAAAAGCUGAAAGUGAAUUUCGGGACACCAGAGUUUUUGGCUCCAGAAGUGGUAAAUUACGAUUUUGUGUCCUUCCCCACGGACAUGUGGAGUGUAGGAGUCAUUACCUACAUGCUACUCAGCGGCCUGUCUCCGUUUUUGGGUGAAAGUGACGCAGAGACCAUGAACUACAUUGUGAACUGUAACUGGGAUUUUGAUGCAGAGACAUUUGCUGAAGUGUCAGAAGAAGCCAAAGACUUUAUUUCCAGAUUGUUAGUGAAAGAAAAGAGCUGCAGAUUGAGCGCCGGCCAGUGCCUGAAGCACGAGUGGCUCGCCGACCUGCCUCUAAAAGCCAAAAAAUACAAGGUGCGCCUUAAGUCGCAGGUCUUGCUGCAGAGAUACAUGGCACAGAAGAAAUGGAAGAAACAUUUCUACGUGGUCGCUGCUGCAAAUCGUCUCAGGAAGUUCCAGCUACUUACCCCGAAGCCUUCCUAAGAGGACGGACCGCGGCUGGGACGUAGGCAUUCAGCCGUCUGAAUACUGCGAGAGCUGCAGCAACACAAGGACAAUGAGGGAUCAGCGCCUCGCAGUACAAAUGUAGUCAUUUUGGAUAUAGUAUAUGUAAGUAGCGUUUACGAGCCAUCGCGCAGGGGUCUUCGGACGCCAGUCCCAUCUUCUCGGCUUUCCACAAAGGACUAUGUGAGGACAGCAAACGUCAUGUCACACUAUGGCCAAGCGACGCGGUCUGAAGCAAGGAAGAGCGGGCAUUACGAAGUACCCAACAGAAUAUUUGCAUCUCCUAAAAGGAAUAGUCGUCUCACAGUAUUGGCACUGGUUUCUUAGCGGCACGGUGUAAAUGCUUGGUUCUCCCUGUAGACACUGUCACAGUAUGGUUACUACCUUGUAGCAACUAGAAGCUCCGUAGAGACUCAUUGCAUGCGAUUGAGGAGACUGCAUGCAUUUGUAAGGGAAAUAAAUUGUGUUCACC